Molecule: messenger RNA, 4503 nt
Organism: Lepisosteus oculatus (spotted gar)
Lineage: Eukaryota; Metazoa; Chordata; Actinopteri; Semionotiformes; Lepisosteidae
Gene: alkbh1
Product: alkB homolog 1, histone H2A dioxygenase
Biological process (GO): oxidative RNA demethylation
Cellular component (GO): cytoplasm; nucleus
Molecular function (GO): broad specificity oxidative DNA demethylase activity; ferrous iron binding; oxidative RNA demethylase activity
Source: RefSeq, a predicted model, not a curated record
AUGGCGGCCUCCAUGGUGGAGCACGGUGAAGAUGCGUUUAGAAAGCUUUUUAAGUUUUAUAAGAGAAGAAGCCCUCCCCCUGAUUUCAUCGAUGUCAUAGAUUUUACAAAGGGUGUAACAAAUGGAAAAGUGCUCAGGACUGAGCUCAGUGCUACAUCGGUGAGUGACACAGCUGCUCGGUGUGCUGGACUGCACCCUGUCCACCACUGGAAGGCCUUUGGCCUGGAGGGGCAUCCAGGGUUUAUUUUCAUCACCAACCCCUUCCUGCCUGGCUCCCAGCAGCACUGGGUCAAGCAGUGCCUGAAAGUGUACCCCCAGAAACCCAACAUCUGCAACCUGGACAUGCACAUGCCCACGUCUGAAACUCAGAACCUCUGGGAACAGAGCAAAGACCAGCUGAGGCGGAAAAGAGCCGGGAAGAGAGAGCCGAAGAGCCUUCUGGAGAAACUCCGCUGGGUGACCCUCGGCUAUCACUAUAACUGGGACACCAAGACGUACUCCCCAGCCCACCACACCCCCUUCCCCUCGGACCUGCACACGCUGGCCGCGCGAGUGGCCACGGCCUGUGGCUUUCCCAGCUUCAGCUCGGAGGCGGGGAUCCUGAACUACUAUCACCUCGAUUCAUCUCUGGGGAUACACGUCGACGAGUCUGAGCUCGACCACUCGCAGCCACUCCUGUCCUUCAGUUUCGGACAGUCGGCCGUCUUCCUUCUUGGCGGGAUGAGGCGCGAGGACCCCGCCACCGCCAUGUUCAUGCACAGCGGCGACAUCAUGGUGAUGUCGGGGCCCAGCAGGCUGCGGUACCACGCUGUGCCACGCAUCGUCGCCGCCAGUCCCGCCGAAGACCCCCUGCCCCCGUGUCUCCUCCCGCGGCUGCAGCCGGACCCGCCGGAAGACUCUGCCGUCGGCCCGGUCUCUCGGGAGGACUGGGAAGUGUGCGCGGGGUACAUCCGGAGCUCGCGAGUCAACGUGACGGUGAGGCAGGUCCUGGAGGCUGGGGGGGUCUUUCCUGGGGACCGCGGUGGCGGCGGCGGCGCUGUGACGUCUGGGGGAGCCUCAGGGAGAGAAAGAGACUUGAAAAGGAAAAAGAGUCACUAUGGGGAUUUUUAACAGACGUUCAGGCGGUUCUGUCCAGAGAUGUUCUUCUCCCGCGAGAAGAUAGACUGCGCUCAAAAACUGCACUGCGUCCCUUAGUCCUCUCACACUGCUGUUAUACAGAGGAUCUUUACGGUGCAAUUCAGUUGUAAGGAAAUCGUACAUCUAAGAAAAGGGUUAUUUAAUGUGUGUAGAUUAAAUUAAUUUUGCUGUGCUACUGUGCACCUGAGCUGGAUUUGGACAGGAAGGAGGUACUGAAUGUGAAUUGAUGCAUAUUCUGUGUUCCCAGUGACAGUGUAAAGAUACACGAAACAAGAUCGCAGUUAGGGGAUCUCAGGGGGUGUAGUCGAAUGUACUGCAAAUAUCAGGUUCAGGCUGAGGAUCAGCCCAGACACUCCCAUCUUUGGCAUGUUGUUGAUCUGUCCAACUAAACAAACAGGCUAAGUUCAUUCACCACUUGUGUCGAUCAUUUUAAGCUCCUACCACCACCAUUGUGCAGAGAAGACGAAGUAGCUUCUAUUUGCAUAAUGAUCAAAUGGCUGUUAAGCUAAUUUCCUCCCGAUGCUGUGAGUGGUUUUUAUUCUGUUGCGCAGGAUGAAUUGGGUGUCCCCUGGGGUUUAUCCAUCUCAGAGAAUGAUCCCCCCACCUCCUCCCUGCACUGCAUUUACUCUGAAUUAAAGAUCAUAUCUGAUUUCUUUUUGUUGCAAUGUCAUUAUGUAUUUAAAAUAAUCUAAUUCCUGACUGAGGACUCACUGUGUUUUGUAGUCCCUGACUUUUUCAUUUAAAUAAAAAAGCCAAAGGAGUUUAAGGAGGCAUAAAUCUCCUAAGUUGUUUAGAAGCAGUAGGUUUAUUUAAAUAUUCUUCCUAUCCUUGCUGGAGGCAAAAUAAGGCUGGGAUGUUUUGGUCUGUCCUCAUUUGUAAUGUUCACAGUGUGGUCCUAUGACAUAUCACUAGGUUGUUGUUUGUGUUUACUGUAAGCCUCAGAUUUGUUUUUUUCCCCCAAAAUAUUCAAAUUGGUGUUUAAAUUUUCUUUUUUUCUUUAACCACAUAACUGAAAUGCUUGUUUGUCAAGCCAGGCUAUUAACAGAAAAAUAAUCAGAACUUUUAUAGCACUAGAAUUUGUUUAACACAUGGGUCAUGACUUUCAUUUUUCUGAUAUAAGGCUGCGUACCUGCUGUAUUACUUACAUCUGAAAGGGACUUGAAUAUUUAGCAUUGGCCUUACAAAAUGACACCUGCUGACCUUUAGAACAUUUUCCCCUUGACACAUGCAUGAACGUGUAAUAUCAUUUCCCAUUUCUCAGGUUAAAUUUGUAGCCUCUUUUUGCAUUACUAUUAUUAUGUAAUGCGUAAAUGAUCUAGAAGGAACCCUAGUGCUUCAUAUGUAAGUGCUUAAUUAAGUAGAAAAUAAUGUUCUUGACAGCAGAAAGUCAUGCAGGAAGCGGCAUCACUGGAAUGAGGAGCGAAAACAAAUCAGUACUGUGUCUCUUGUGAUUGCAUUUCCCGGUCUGAAAUUCACCUAAAGGUGAAAGUGAAUGUAAGUAAAGUAGUUAGAAUAGAUACAUUUCAAUUACUGCAAAGCUGAACUUGCAACUGUAUAGUUGUAGCCACUCUAUGGUUGGUUUAGGACUUUGUGUUUGAUCAGUGGAGUGUUGCAUAUUAUAUAUAUAUUUCAAAGCCUGCACUUCUUGUUUUACUCCUACAUUUAGCUGUUUUGAUUGUUAAACUCUCUAUGACUGCCCCCUAGUGGACACAUUGGAGUUCGCCGUUGUGUGAACGAGGCAUAAUCACAAUUUCCUUUCCGUCCAAUUUAUUGUUUUAUCUCCUCGAGCUUACAGCAACAGUUUGGUUUGUCUUUCUUUUGCGUCUUUUGUCUUUUUUUCUUUUGUCUUUCUUUUGCAUCUCUUUCUCUCUCCUUUCUUUGCUAAAAACAGGCCAGUUUGUACCAAAUAUUGUUGCUUUGUGUGAAAGUAUCAGUGAAACGUGACAGAUGACGCUGCACUGCACGAGUCUGUGAGGACACCUCGCGAGGGUCUGGUAGUGGUGCCAGUGUAAGUGCAGGCUGCUCCCCAUUUUCACUAGACUUUCACUGUCAUCCUGCCGGGUUAAAGGAAGACCACAUCUUGCAGAGUGGGGCUGUGUUCCAUGUGUCUGUCUGGGCUCAGUUGGAGAAUCCACCAGUAUGGUCACUUUGGUCUUUGGUAACCCCACUCACAUCAGUUCCAUUGACAGACUGAUAGGCAGGAGAAUCAGUACAACCGUUUAAGGAUGACUUGACAAAUAGGCACACUGUUGGCCCCAGUGACUCUGGGUUUAAUGCUGCUGCAUUAAAGAGAGAUGCAGGAUCAUUGGAGAGGGACAGCGUGUGUGAUAACCCACAUUCUCCAUAUUUCCCAUCAUGGUUCUUGGGGAAACCGGAAGCAGACUAAUUUGUCUAUUUGAGCUCAACAUCACGGUGAAGAUAAACAGAUGACACCUUGAAAAAAUGUCUCAUCUCUUGGCAGUUUAAAAAUAGGAGCUGUCAGAAUAAAAUAAGGCUAUAAUUUUAUUUUUGUUUACUGCCUGUACCAGUUAAUUACCCCUGGGAAUCAUUUUCAAACAGACAAUAUUGAUUUAAAAGUGAAUACACUUUUAAAGUCCAAUUCUAAUUUAACUGUAUGCCUUGGGGAAGCCUUAAUAAUUCCAAAAAGGUGCAUUAAAAAAACAAAAAAUUGCAUCAAAUAUGAAGAAUAAAAAAUAACUUAUUAACAACCUAUUGUAACAAACCAGAUCAGUUCAGAUACAACUGGAUAAAGCUGGUUUAUGUCACUCUGGUGUAAUGGUGUUGCCUAACUCUCAUUUCAUGAAUCAUUUCUCAGAACAAAAAAAUGAUACAUUUACUAGGAUUUUGUACUUUUUCAAAUGGCGAAUUUGCUCUUUCUCUGCUUUUCUAAGUCGCUGUAACAUUAUGCCUGUCUGAAAUGGCAGUUUUGUAACACUGCAGAUGAAUGAUCUGUUCUGAUUAAAAAGGCAGAAUUCUGAGCUUUUAACAAACAUAUCACACCACGAUUUGGUGUUGUGCUUCAGGUGUUAAGUAAUACUGCCAUGUGCUGUUAUUUUCUCUUCUGACUUUAACUAGAACUGACCUUUUCUUAAAGGCCAAGGAUAUUGUGUAAAAUGUUUAUAAUCUGAUCAGCCGAUGUCAGACAUUUCAAACUCACAAUUGCAUCACUGUUGACAGCACGUGCAGGAAACAGCCUGAAACAGGUGUCAGAAAGGCUGUUCCUCAGGGAAUGCCGCACUGUUUUUUUUUUGGGAUCAUAGGUUUAAUAACCAGCAAAGCCUUUGGUAGCUUGAGGGAAUAAAUGGGAAAGGAGUGAGACCCCUUGAAAUCCUUGGAGUGUGAAUAAAACAAGACUUUAAAGAUGAA